This is a messenger RNA of Alternaria novae-zelandiae, 1953 nucleotides long. RefSeq lists its product as uncharacterized. The transcript is spliced from 3 exons. The record is from RefSeq and is a predicted model, not a curated record. Bases 1 to 1953 code for a protein of 650 amino acids. Lineage: Eukaryota; Fungi; Ascomycota; Dothideomycetes; Pleosporales; Pleosporaceae. Gene Ontology annotation, molecular function: ATP binding; ATP hydrolysis activity.
AUGAGUGAACAGCUGCCCGCCGCAGACGACCUGACGGAGGCCGUCGAUACGGGGACGCGCUGCGAUUACCGAGAUAUAUACCGCGUCCCGACCGAUGAGGAUCCCAACAGAUACCAUUGGGUGGAUGAAAAACCGCCGGUAUAUGGUGCUACAGGCGACAGACUUCAGACAAAGAAAGCACGGGAAGCUUUCGCAGUAAACGUCUACCAUCGUUUUGACGAGGUGAGGGAUGAAUGGAAGAUCCACGAAGUACGCAUCAACAGUACGCUCCUUCAUGCUGCGCUGGAGAAGAUUCUCGAAGGUUAUCCAGGCUUGACACAGCAUGAGAUGAAGUCGUUCGCACCACCGUUUCUUCCAUUCAUUCAUCGAUGGGAAGCGAUGCUUAGUUUCAAGGAUAAUGUCGAACCAGAGUCAGAAACCGAGCAACAUCUUGAGCUAUUGCAGGAAGUCCUCGAGCCCCUACUCCAAGAUUCUUUCGAGAAGAUCCGCGAUGUAAAGAUGACUGGGCAUGUUGCGUUCCGAGACCUGAGCUUGGUUCUCAUCCCUGACAUGAUGGUUAUGGACCACGAGACUGACUCGGUCGGGAUUGUGAGGUAUUGUAAUCUUGAAUGCCUUCCUCCCCCAGCCCCAACAACAUUCUGGAACAUAGGCGUCGAUGUGGUUGACUGGGACGGAAGGCGAUGUGGUCUUCUUGCUCAGCCCAAGAACUUGUUCCAGUAUCAGGGCUUGCGAGCUUUGACAGCCUUGGAUGUGUCGCCUCUCGAGGGUCUUCCUGAUCAAGAGAGUAUCCGCGAAAGACUCAUCAAACGAGGCCGCCGUUUCGAAGAACUGCGCGGCCAUUUCUUCAAAGCCUUCACCGACCAACACGAAGAGCGUGUAAACGAACGGAUGGUUAUUGAUGCACGAGCAUACCACAAACACCAGCCCGCGAUCCCGCUUCCAGCAUACGCAAAACUGUCUGAGAUAGGCCAGCUAACGUGGGCCCAAUCCAUGAACCGUUACUCCUCCAGUGUACCAAGCACCCCAGGAUCGCGAAUCGAACUCGACCUUUCACCAAUGACUGAUGACGAAUGCCUUCUCGCUGUGCACUAUGUUAAGUGUUUCGACAUUGAGAAGAAGAAGUGGGAGAAGCUAGAUGUGACUAAGAUCCAUGAAAUACCUUGGGCUGAGCAUGCUUUCGACAGCUUAGUCCUCGAUCAGGACGAGAAGGAUCUGGUCUUGGCUCUGGUAGACCGCGAUCAGUUCAAGCAAGGGAAGCCCUUCGAUGACUUCGUCGUCGGCAAAGGCCAAGAGACCGUUUCUGAGCACCUGCGUCGCCCCCUCUAUAAGCUCGGGGCUGGUGAUCUGGGAAUGACGGCGCGUGCCGUUGAGGAUAGUCUGGAGAAAGCGCUGAAUCUGUGUGGACAUUUCGGUGCUGUCCUGCUUCUCGACGAAGCUGAUGUGUUCAUGGAGGCGCGCACUGUGAACAAUCUUCAACGCAACGAGCUUGUUUCAGUAUUCCUUCGCCUACUCGAAUACUACAAAGGUAUCAUGAUUCUGACCACGAAUCGGAUGCGCAGUAUCGACACUGCUUUCGAAUCUCGGAUCGAUAUCACGCUGAGCUACAGCUCGCUCGGAGAAAGUGAUCGCCUUCAAGUCUGGCGCAACUUCCUGGCUACUAUCGAUGCGCAGGACGUGGAUGUCGGAGAAGCUGACCUGGAGAAACUGGCAAAGCUCAACUUCAACGGGCGUCAGAUCAAGAGCGCAAUCAAGACUGCAAAGAUCUUGGCGGCGAGGAAAAUGGAACGAUUGAGUGCAGAGCAUCUCAUGGUCGUGCUGAACUUGAGGCAGAAAGCACUCGGUAUGAUGGAUAGUGGGGCAGAUGAUGAUGAAGCUGGGAGGAGGGCAGACCGAGACGAAACUAGGAGCAUGUGGUCGACAGCCACCGACACCGACAGUUCUCUUCCUAUCUAG